Rotaria sp. Silwood2 is the source of this 666-nucleotide messenger RNA. The record is from the annotation of a GenBank genome assembly. Lineage: Eukaryota; Metazoa; Rotifera; Eurotatoria; Philodinida; Philodinidae.
AUGGAUGGUUCCUUAUUAUCAUUAUUUGAAUGUGACAUAGCAGGAGGUUUAGUUUGCAAACAACAAUUGAAAAAUGAUUUAAUUACUUAUGUGAUCAAUAUUUCUCAUAUACAUAUUAACAAUAUUUGUCAACUAGUUAUUGAAUGUCAAUCCAGUUUAUUAUUGAAAAAUUUUCGAAAACCAAUCAAUGAUCAAGAUGAAAUAAACAGUUAUGAUACGAAUCGAGGAUUUCUUAUUUUUCAAUGGUCGAUAGAUCAUUUAAAGAAAUUACUAUCUACAUCAAGAUCAUUAUUAUUAUGUGUUAUUGAUUAUAAUAAAAAUAAAUUUGCUGGUUAUCAAUUAUUACUAUCUCUGACUGGUCUUUUUCAAUAUAUGGAUUCUACAUAUAGUCACAUUGAAUUUGAUCCGACAAAAACAGGUGUAUCGCUUGAAUAUCAAGGUCUAGGUAUUGCAAGUAGUUUAAUCACACUUGCUAAAAGCCAUAGUAUUGAUGGUUUACGUACGAAUAUCACUUAUUGGCCUUACAACAAUAUUGCAUCUGAAGAAUGUAAAAGUAAAAAUGGAUUUGAAUGUAUUAGUAUUUGGCAUCAAACUAUCUGUGAACAUUUUGUACCAUUCAAAGCUAAAAUAUUUAUUUGGCGACCGAUCAAGUCUGACCUGAGUUGA